AUGACCAGAGGUCCACCUAUUCUGGGCAAUGUUCCUUGGUCAUUUGGGGUCCAGAAGGUUUCUAGAAGUAGUGAGGGGUGGACUUCCUCAGUGUACGUGGAGACUGGUCAGGGUAAAAGUAGUGUGGUAAAUAAGUCAAAAGUAUUAACAGUUGUGUCGCCCAAUCUCAAACUUUCAAAUCCAGUAGGAAGUAAAAUUCCGAGUAUAGUAGUGACAUUAGUAGUACUUAUACAUGUAGUACCACAGUAUAUAGAAAGUAGAAUUCAAAGUAUAGUAGACACAUUAGUAGUACAUGUAGAAGUGCAGUAUAGAAGUGGUCACACAAAGGUGUUAGAAAGGUCUAGGUGUUAUGUUAAAAAGGUCAUGUCCGUAAAAAUGGACUCAGUACAAGAUUUAAUCGCUGCAGGCGAAAAGUUAGGUUAUGAAAAAGAAGAGUUAAGAAAUUAUGUUACAGAGCAACAGAAAUUACAGCGUGAAGAGAGAGCAGCGGCUCGACAGAGAGAAAAAGAAGAACGAGAAUAUCAGCUAGAGAUGGAACGCAUGUAUCAUGAGAUGAAGAUGAAGCAGCUACAAGAGGAACACGAAUUAGAACUAGCAAACAAAAGUGCACAAGGUAAGGUUAGUGAUGUUAUGGUAAAACCUAGUGUACCGAAAAUUCCUCCUUUUGACGAGAACAAAGAAGAGAUUGAUAGCUAUUUGAGAAGGUUUGAGAGGUUUGCGACUGCCAUGAAUUGGGAGCAAUCUUUAUGGUCAACACACCUCAGCGCUUUAUUGAAAGGACGAGCUCUAGAUGUAUAUGCUCUUAUGUCCACGUCAAAAGUAAGUGACUACGAUGAACUUAAAGCAGCUUUACUAAGUAGGUACGAAAUGACAGAGGAUGGUUUUAAAAAGAAAUUUCGUUCUUGUAGACCUGAAGUUGGGGAAACAUUUUAUCAGUUCACUGUUAGACUUGCUUCUUACUUGACUCGGUGGGUAGAAAUGUCCAAAAUUACUUGUUCAUUUGAGGCUCUUUUCGAUCUUAUGCUUAGAGAUCAAAUGUUACAUGUGUGCAAUUUUGAAUUGGCUGUAUUUCUGAAGCAGAAUGUUCCAAAGACAGUGGAUCAGAUGAGUAUGUUAGCUGAUCAGUUUAGGGAAGCUAGAAAUACUAGUGCUAUCAAUUUGUGUUCAAAGGCAGUGAACAAACCAGAGGUAAGUAAGGUACCAGAAAAACCCAAAGAUGCACGUCAGCAUCAGCAACAGAAGCCAAGGUUUGUUCCAAACAAUGAAAGAAAAUGUUUUGUGUGUAACAAAUAUGGUCACAUUGCACCCCAGUGCAGAUUUAAAAGUAAAAACUCAAGUGCAGCAGUGUGCAAGGACGAAUGUGGGAAAGGUCAAACAAAUGGUAGUAAUACAAAUCCAAGUACCUGCGCAGCGCUGAUUUACAGUCAAAACCCGUCUAUUUAUAGUCAGGUAAGUGACCAUACAACCGUUUUAACAUCAGCAUGUCAUUCUACAGCGAAACCAAUGCCUCUUUCAGCUGGUUACGUUGAAGGUCAUCCAGUUACUUUACUGAGAGAUUCAGGAUGUCGAAACAUUGUAGUGCGCAAGAGUUUGGUAAAAGAGGAAAACUUUACAGGUAGACAAGAAACGUGUGUUUUGGCAGACAACACGAGAAUAGUGGUCCCAGUGGCAAAGGUUGUCAUUGAUUCUCCAUAUGUAUCAGGUGAGUAUGAAUGUUGGUGUAUGGAAAAUCCUGUCUUUGAUCUGAUUAUAGGUGAAGUAGAGAAUGCGAGGAAACCUCAUGAUCCGGAUCCAGAAUGGAAACCUAACACUAUCACAGCGGUUGAAACAAGACAACAGGUAAAAGAAAAACAGAAAAAGUAUAAACCACUUAAAGUGCCAGAUAUUGUCAAAGAUGAAAUCAACACAGAUGACAUAUUGCGAGAACAGCAGUCAGAUCCGUCACUCGAAACAGCACGCAGAUAUGCACAGGAAGGUCGUACUUCACGUGAUGGUAAGGUCAAAUGGUUUGAAAAGAAUGGUCUUCUGUACAGGGAAUAUGUGUCAGCAGAAAAAGACGGUGGUAAGACCUAUUCUCAACUUAUAGUUCCAUCAAAGUUUCGUCAUAUUGUAAUGAAAUUAGCCCAUGAAUCAAUCAUGUCUGGUCAUCUAGCGAUUAGUAGAACCAUUUCUAGGAUUUUGUCAGAGUUCUUUUGGCCAGGAAUGCAGUCGGAAAUUAAACGAUUUUGUAGGUCAUGUGAUACAUGUCAAAGAACGGUGUCUAAGGGUACGGUAAAUAAAGUUCCUUUAGGUAGAAUGCCUUUAAUAGACGUUCCUUUUAAAAGAGUUGCUGUAGACAUUGUAGGUCCACUACACCCUCCAACUGAAAAAGGUAAUCGUUUUAUUUUGACUUUAGUCGAUUACGCCACAAGAUUUCCACAAGCGAAGGCGCUUCCAGGAAUAGACACAGAGCGGGUUGCUGAGGCCUUACUUGAGAUGUUCUCCUAUACAGGUAUUCCGGAGGAAAUAUUAACAGACAUGGGAAGUCAAUUUACUUCCGGGCUCAUGAAAGAGGUGAGUAGACUCAUUUCGUUGAAACAGUUAACAACUACUCCGUAUCACCCUAUGUGCAACGGGUUAGUUGAACGUUUUAACGGCACUCUUAAGCAAAUGCUUAAACGUAUGUGUAUUGAUAGACCAAGAGACUGGGAAAAAUAUCUACCCACUGUGCUUUUUGCCUAUCGUGAGGUGCCCCAGGAAAGUUUGGGCUUUGCUCCCUUUGAGUUGUUAUAUGGUCGUACGGUAAGAGGACCCAUGACGAUCCUGAAAGAACUAUGGACGAAAGAAAUUCCAGAUCAACAGGUAAAGUCUACCUACCAGUACAUUUUAGAUCUCCGCGAGCGAUUGGAGUCAACUUGGGAGUUGGCACAGGAGAAUCUUAAGAGGGCGUCACAAAGACACAAAGUGUACUUUGACAAGAAGGCUAGAGUACGAAAUAUGAAACCAGGUGAGAAAGUUUUGGUUUUGUUGCCUUCUGAUAGUAAUAAGCUCCUUAUGCAAUGGAAAGGCCCUUUUCAAAUUGUGAAAAAGAUAGGUAAAGUAGACUAUCAGUUAGACGUGAAGGGAAAAGUUAAGACCUAUCACGCAAACAUGUUAAAAAGAUAUGUAGAACGUUGUGAACCAGUUGUUCAAUGUGUUAUGUCAGUUGUAGAUUCAGAACAAAUUCAGUUUGAUGAAUCAGUUGGUGAGUAUGAUGAAGAAGCAGAGUUCGUACACGUACAGUCUCGAGAAUCCUACAAAGAUGUAGAUGUGAAUCCAGAUCUCAACAGAGAGGAGAGACAAACUCUUAUGGAUCUUUUAUACAGGUAUAGUGAUGUUUUAACAGAUGUACCAGGCCACACACAUGUGCUUGAACAUGAAAUCAGGACAACAACGGAUAAACCUGUCAGAGUAAGUCCGAGACAAAUCCCUUUUGCUAUGAUGGAAACGGUGAAAGAUGAGGUAUGUAAAAUGUUAGAAAUCGGGGUAAUAGAAUAUUCGGAAAGCCCAUAUUCAUCCCCAAUAGUCCUUGUUGCAAAGAAGGACAACACAUAUCGGUUUUGCGUCGAUUUUAGAGCUCUGAAUCGCAUUACUGUGUUUGAUGCGGAGCCUAUGCCUGAUGUUGACGCAAUGUUUGCGAAAUUAUCAGGUCAUAAAUACUUCUCACGGUUAGAUUUGUCAAAGGGGUACUGGCAAGUGCCGUUGUCUGAUUCUGCCCGUCCAAUGACAGCUUUUCAGACUCCCCAAGGUCUUUUCCAGUUCACCAAAAUGCCGUUCGGGCUGGUCACAGCUCCGGCUACUUUUUGUCGUCUCAUGCGCGAGCGUCUCCGUUCAGCGAAUCUCACCGCCAGACCAAUGAAAUGUUCUUUGGCUUAUCGGAAACUGGAGUGUUUGGGCCAUAUCAUAGGCGAUGACAAAGUACAUCCUCAUCCAGAUAAAGUGUCGGCUAUACAACAGGCGAACCAUCCUACGACGAAAAAACAACUGCGAUCUUUUCUAGGACUGGUAAAUUUUUACAGAAAGUUUAUCCCGAAUUUUGCCCAUAUAGCUCUUCCAUUAACAGACCUCACAAGAAAGUUCGCUCCUAGUAAAAUUCAGUGGACAGAAGCUCAGGAAUUAGCAUUUCAAAAUCUAAAAGCAUCUAUUAUUCAAUCUCCGAUUUUGAAAUUACCAGAUCUUUCCAAAGUUUUCAUUGUACCGACUGACGCAUCCGACAGGGGUAUUGGAGCAGUGCUUUUACAGGAAGAAGGUGAAUUCAAACUCCCUGUUGCCUAUGCCAGCCGCAAACUAAAACCAAGUGAAGAACACUACUCAACGACAGAAAAGGAAUGUUUGGGUAUCAUUUGGUCAGUGCAAAAGUUUCACAGGUAUCUCUAUGGCAAAGAGUUUAUUUUAGAGACAGAUCACCAUCCGCUGGUAUAUUUAAAUAAGACGAAGUUGGUGAACUCCAGACUAAUGAGAUGGGCAUUGUCACUUCAGCCGUACCGAUUCCGCAUCAGGGCUAUCAGAGGGAAGGACAAUGUAGGAGCGGAUUAUUUAAGCAGACAGUAA
Molecule: messenger RNA, 4569 nt
Organism: Saccostrea cuccullata (small rock oyster)
Lineage: Eukaryota; Metazoa; Mollusca; Bivalvia; Ostreida; Ostreidae
Exons: 3
Coding region: 1-4569 (1522 amino acids)
Biological process (GO): DNA integration
Molecular function (GO): nucleic acid binding; zinc ion binding
Source: RefSeq, a predicted model, not a curated record